GCGCCGCCCCCCCCCUCCAGAAGCCAGGACGCAGCCCGAGGGAGCGGCUGAUGCCCCGCCUGCUGACCAGGCGCCGCCGCUCUUGCCCCCCUCCGCUGCCCCCACGCGCUGCCCCUCUCCGCCCCACCCGCCCAUGUUCUACCAGCCGCCUCCGCAGCAGCCAAUCAGCAGUCAGCCCUCGCCCUCGCUGCAGCCAAUGAGCAGCCAGCAUUCGCCCCCCCAGCAGCUGCAGGCCAACGGCCAGCCCUCGGCGCAGCAGCAGCCAAUAGGCAGUCCACCUUCGCCACCACAACAGCCAAUCACAACGCAGCCUCAGCGCCAGCACCCACCCAUGUUCUACCAGCCUCCGCCGCAGCCAAUCCCAGAGAGCCCUGCAACACAGCCCCAGCCGCUUCCUCCAGCCCCCAGCCAGACCCCGCCUCCACCACAGGGCCUGCAGCCAAUCACAGAGUGCCUUCCACAGCAAGAGCCAAUCAGCGAGCCCAACGCAGCCUCUGUGCUGCAGGUGACCCCUGACCCCGGCACCCCCAUUAGUGACUCACCUGACGACCCCUCGGACCUCCCUGCGCUGGACCAUCAGGCCCCGCCCCCACCCAGCACAGACCACACACCCUGUGACAAUACCCCGCCCCCACCCAGCACAGACCCCACCCCAUUUGAUCAGGCCACGCCCUCCUUGCUCCACGCCUCCACUGAGAGUGUGGAGUCAGAGGAUACCUACCUGUAGCCCCUACAGAGCACACACACACCUGUAGCCCCUACAGAGCACACACACACACACCUGUAGCCCCUACAGAGCACACACACACACACACACACACACACAUACUACAGUACACUACACUACACACACACACAUACUACACUACACUACACACACUACACUACACAAACACAGACACACAAAAUGCACUUACAGGUUUGGCUUUGUUUGGACCUCUGGACCACAGCUCUUAGUCCUCUUUCCUCCUCCUCCUCCUCAUCCGUCUCUUCCUCCUCCUCUUCUCUCCUCCUCUUUCUUCCUCCUCUUCUCUCCUCUUCUGGUGUUGACCUUGGGCCAGUCCCCCACUGACCUCUGAAUGUGUAGCGCUACUAUAGUGCUGUUGCCCAAAUAUAGCAGCAAGUUCCCACUAUAGUGGAGCCCAUUAAAGGAGAAUUCCGGUGUGAUAUUGACCUAAAGUGUAUUGAAACAUGAUACCGAGUGUGAACGUAUGUCUCAUAGCCCAUCUCAACUUGUCCCCUGCACUCCAAAAUC
This is a messenger RNA of Alosa sapidissima (American shad), 1255 nucleotides long. RefSeq names its product proline-rich receptor-like protein kinase PERK9. NCBI's taxonomy places the organism in Eukaryota, Metazoa, Chordata, Actinopteri, Clupeiformes, Clupeidae. The coding region runs from base 134 to 727 and encodes 197 amino acids. The transcript is spliced from 2 exons. The record is from RefSeq and is a predicted model, not a curated record.